This is a messenger RNA of Paramecium sonneborni, 515 nucleotides long. NCBI's taxonomy places the organism in Eukaryota, Ciliophora, Oligohymenophorea, Peniculida, Parameciidae. The record is from the annotation of a GenBank genome assembly.
AUUAAAAUGGACGAUUUGAUCAAAGAAAUGGAUGAUACUAAUUCUGAUACUUCUAUAGUUGAUUUAAAUUUUGCCUCAGAUGACGAAGAAAUUAUCGAUUAAAAGGUUUAGCCCAUUUUAGAAACUUAGGACAUUGUAGAAAUUUUUGCACAAGAAAAAUAGUAGGUUCAAAAGAAAGCUUAAAUUGAUUUAAGUUAGGAAAAUCAUAAUGAAUUUAACAAUAUUGAAAAAUAGGAAGAAGAAAAUGUUAUUUCUUUACCAGUAUAACAAAUUCAAUUAAAGCCAAAACAAGUUAAAAGAAAACAACCACGUGAAUGCAAUUUACAAUAAGGAUAUCAAAUUUUAAAGAUCCUUGGAAAUUAUACUCUUCUUUCUUACAAAAAUGUGUAAUAAAAAAAAGAUUAAGCAUUAUUGAAAAUGACAAAUUUUAUAAUCUCAUAAGUUUAAAAGAUGAAAAGAUGAAAAGAUUAUGAUUUGUUUUAUAUACUUAAUAAAAUUCAUUAUUGAUUUAGAUC